UUUUUAGCUUUUGUUUAGUUUUUCUGCGAUUCAAUCCUUCUGAUUAGGGUUCUUUUGUAGCAAGAGAGCACGUUAAUGGAUCUGAAGAUGGAUGUUGACGGUCCUCACGCAAUGGGCACUACUAUUAUCGGAGUCACUUACAACGGAGGCGUUGUCCUCGGUGCCGACUCUCGUACCAGCACUGGCGUUUAUGUUGCUAAUCGAGCAUCAGACAAGAUUACACCGCUGACCGACAAUGUUUACGUUUGUCGCUCCGGAUCGGCUGCCGAUUCUCAGAUUGUCUCUGACUAUGUGCGGUACUUCCUCCAUCAACACACGAUACAGCUAGGGCAGCCUGCAACUGUCAAAGUUGCUGCAAAUCUUGUCAGGCUACUGUCCUACAAUAACAAGAACAUGUUGCAAACUGGCAUGAUUGUUGGUGGUUGGGACGAAUAUGAAGGCGGUAAAGUUUAUGGAAUUCCUCUUGGUGGAACAAUACUAGAGCAGCCUUUUGCUAUUGGAGGAUCUGGCUCUAGCUACUUGUAUGGAUUCUUUGACCAAGCUUGGAAUGAAGGAAUGAGCAAGGAUGAAGCAGAGCAAUUAGUUAUUAAGGCAGUUUCACUUGCCAUUGCAAGAGACGGUGCUAGUGGAGGUGUUGUCCGGACGGUCAUUAUAAACUCUGAUGGGGUGACUAAGAACUUCUACCCCAGUGACAAACUUCCUUUAUGGCAUGAAGAGUUGGAGCCUCAGAAUUCAUUAUUGGACAUAUUGAACUCAAGCUCUCCUGAGCCAAUGAACAUUUAGAGAUCUUAUGGCCAAUCGGGAUCCUGCUGGACCUCAUUAUGUUUGUUUUUCGGCACACUUGUAUCUCAAUUAUAAUGUUUAAGCUUUAUUCUGAAAAAGUGGUGGAUAUGUUCGUGAUAGUAUUCAUAUUUGACAUAAAAACCUUGGUUCUGUAGUACAUGAUUAUGUGUGUUGGCUAUACGAUAUUACGAUUCACUCUUUAA
Messenger RNA from Tripterygium wilfordii, 986 nucleotides. Its product is annotated as proteasome subunit beta type-6. The transcript is spliced from 8 exons. Gene Ontology annotation, cellular component: proteasome core complex. The record is from RefSeq and is a predicted model, not a curated record. Gene Ontology annotation, molecular function: threonine-type endopeptidase activity. Bases 76 to 783 code for a protein of 235 amino acids. Lineage: Eukaryota; Viridiplantae; Streptophyta; Magnoliopsida; Celastrales; Celastraceae.